GAUGGAGGCAUUUGGGGGGCUGGCAAGCGUCCUCCCCUCCCCAGCUCCCCUCUGGCCACUGGAACAGGUUUCAGGAGAGCUUUGCAAAUGCUGUGGUGUGUGGAAAGCUUAUUGGAGCCAGGUUGCAAAAUCAACUCCAGGCUCCUCUUCAAACACAGAGUCCCAUGAGCUGUCCCGUUCCAAACUCACCUUUCCUGCUUCGCCAGACGCGUCCCCUCCCACCAGGCACAGCUGGGACACAGGACAGAGAGCAGCAGGAGCUGGUUUGGCAGCAGAAGCUCUGGGUGCCGAGACCUCGCCCCACUCCCCGCGUGUCCAUCGCUGCAGCAGAGGUGCCAUGGGGCCAGGCUGUGCCACUGUCCUGGGCUGGCUCCUGCUGGCACAGGCGGCCCUGCAGGCCACAGGCGGCCGUCCCUGCGAUGCCAAGGAUUUUGGGCACGGCUCCCUGGUGUGUGCCUGCAGUGCCACGUACUGUGACACGUUGGACCCCCUGGUCCUGCCAGCACCAGGUUCCUACGUCAAAUAUGAGAGCAGCAAGGCCGGCAAGCGGCUGGAGAGGAGCGAGGGGAAAUUCCAGCACAACGCUGAGAGCCCAGAUUUCCACCUCACCCUGGACACAGCGCAGAGGUACCAGAAGGUGAAGGGCUUUGGUGGUUCCAUCACCGACGCGGCCGCCAUCAACAUCCAGUCGCUGUCCAAGGAUGCCCAGAAGCAUCUGCUGCGCUCCUACUUCUCCGAGGAAGGCAUUGAGUACAACCUGGUGCGUGUGCCCAUGGCCAGCACCGACUUCUCCGUCCGCCUGUACACCUACGCCGACGCCGAGGGCGACUUUGAGCUGAGGCACUUCAACCUGACAGAGGAGGACACGCACAUGAAGAUCCCCAUCCUCCAAGCAGCCCAGGCAGUGGCCAAGCGGCCGCUGUCGCUCUAUGCCAGCCCUUGGACCUCCCCGGUGUGGAUGAAGACGAACGGAGCAAUGACAGGGAGGGGGACACUGAAGGGCAGCCCUGGGGACAAGUACCACCGGGCCUGGGCCAAGUACUUUAUCCGCUUCCUGGAUGAAUACGCCAAGCACAACCUGACCUUCUGGGCAGUGACAGCAGGGAACGAGCCCACGGCUGGGGAGAUCAUCUUCUACCCCUUCCAGUGCCUGGGCUUCUCCCCUGAGCACCAGCGGGACUUCAUCGCUCAGGACCUGGGCCCGGCGCUGGCCAACAGCUCCCACCGCCACGUCCAGCUCAUCAUCCUGGAUGACCAGAGGGUGAUGCUGCCCUACUGGGCCGAGGUGGUUCUCAAAGACCCUGUGGCUGCCAGUUACAUCAGCGGCAUCGGCAUCCACUGGUACCUGGAUUUUCUGGCACCCAUUGACCUGACGCUCUCCAUCACCCAUCACCUCUUCCCAGACUAUUUCCUCCUCUCCACGGAGGCCUCCGCAGGCUCCUAUUUCUGGGAGCCUAGGGUGGUCUUGGGUGGCUGGGACCGUGGGAGCAAGUACAGCCACAGCAUUCUGUCGAACCUCAACAACUACGUGACAGGCUGGACUGACUGGAACCUGGCCCUGGACAUGGAGGGAGGCCCCAACUGGAGCAAGAACUACGUGGACAGCCCCGUCAUUGUGGACAGCAGCAAGGACGUCUUCUACAAGCAGCCCAUGUUCUACCACCUUGGGCAUUUCAGCAAGUUCAUCCCCGAGGGCUCCCAGCGCGUGGGACUGGCCGUGUCCAAGAAAUGCCACCGCUGUGACCUGGAGCACUCGGCUUUCCUGCGCCCCGAUGGUGCCGUUGUCCUGGUGGUCCUGAACCGCUCCGCCAUGGACGUGUCCUUUGGGAUCUCUGACCCGCACGUCGGCUUCAUCGAGGCCGUGGCUCCCAGCGACUCCAUCCAGACGUUCCUCUGGCAGCAGCCAGCCUAGCCUGGCAGAGCAGUGAGGUGCCAGCACCAGGAACACGGUGCUGGUGGCAGCUUGGAGAGGUGACUCCAAUGGGGUCGGGGCUGCAGCACAGCCCCUGCAGCCCCCUGUGCCCCAGGGGACCUGUUUGACCCCAGGGCUGCAACGCCUGUGCUUUUCUAGAUGUUUCAUAAAAUAAACAGGUUUUCUACAAACUUUCCUGAACCCCUGACCUCCCCUUGGUGCCAGCUCAGUGGGCAGGACUAUGCCAGGGGCCAGAGGAGGCAGAUUUGAGGCCCUGUGGGUCCCAUCCCUCUUGUGCCCAGGUUCUUGAGGCAUCCCACAGGGCUGGGGAU
Messenger RNA from Taeniopygia guttata (zebra finch), 2244 nucleotides. The record is from RefSeq and is a predicted model, not a curated record. Lineage: Eukaryota; Metazoa; Chordata; Aves; Passeriformes; Estrildidae.